Messenger RNA from Dryobates pubescens (Downy woodpecker), 984 nucleotides. It is a transcript of the gene SOD1, whose product is annotated as superoxide dismutase 1. Bases 46 to 510 code for a protein of 154 amino acids. Gene Ontology annotation, biological process: removal of superoxide radicals. Gene Ontology annotation, cellular component: nucleus; peroxisome; mitochondrion. Lineage: Eukaryota; Metazoa; Chordata; Aves; Piciformes; Picidae. Gene Ontology annotation, molecular function: copper ion binding; superoxide dismutase activity. The transcript has 5 exons. The record is from RefSeq and is a predicted model, not a curated record.
GUUUGGGGGUUGUGCCGAGUGCAGCUCUCCGGCCAUUGCGGGAACAUGGCGACCCUGAAGGCCGUAUGCGUGAUGAAGGGGGACGGCCCCGUGCAGGGCGUCAUCCACUUCCAGCAGCAGGGUAAUGGACCAGUAAAAAUUACAGGAAAAAUCAGUGGCUUGGCUGAUGGACAGCAUGGCUUCCAUGUGCAUGAAUUUGGUGACAAUACAAAUGGGUGUACCAGCGCAGGUCCUCACUUCAAUCCUGAAGGCAAGCAGCAUGGUGGACCAAGUGAUGCAGAAAGGCAUGUGGGAGACCUUGGCAAUGUGACUGCUAAAGGAGGAGUGGCAGAAGUGGCAAUAGAAGAUUCGGUCAUUUCUCUUAGCGGGCCGCACUGCAUCAUCGGACGUACCAUGGUGGUCCAUGAAAAAUCCGAUGACCUGGGUAGAGGGGGAGAUAAUGAGAGCAAAUUAACUGGAAAUGCUGGUCCUCGUUUAGCUUGUGGUGUGAUUGGGAUAGCGAAGAGCUAAGUAUUGCACCUGAAAUGCUUAAAAUGACAGUGAAGAAUGGGCUGUAUUUCAUUGCAGAUGUUGCACUUGCCCUUCCUUGUGCAAACCAGAUUUAUGACUUAAUCUCAUUACUACUCUGCAUUCUGGGUAUCACUUAAACUGGUGAAGACUGACUUAAUUUUGUAUGAUGUAUGUUGCAAUUAAAGUGACCCUGAUGGAAUGUCUCUGUAGCCUUCUGCUAAAGCAUCUGUUGUAACCAUUAAGUAUAAAUUCACUGACUGGACUCCUGUUCUGUGUAAUGGAAGAUGUGUAGUAGAUCACAACCUGAGCAGCAGAACUUCUAGUACACCAUGUGAUUUGGAGGUUUAGCCUUACGAGCUUUGGCAAGACUACUCACCAAAGAGCAGUAGGCACUGUAUGUAUCAGGGCUUCCUCCUGGCAAAGUUGCAGCACUUGUAGGUUUCAAACUUGUGUAAUAAACUUGCUGGGCAAAUG